GGUUACAGUAAAUCGCACCCAUUGAACUGUAGAUAUUUGUAUUGCAAUAAAAUUCGUGUACUAUACAUAUUUUAUAUUUAUUAACGGUAUCAUUCGCAAAGUAAUAUAUUUAUUUAACGUGUUGAAUUAUUUUGAUUCGAACUACAGUAGUAUAUCAUAAACAAUGUCACGUAUAAGAAGACUUUCAUUACGGGGUAUUCGUAAUUUCGGCGAUGAAAACGAAGAAGCAAUAAUUCGAUUUUCUCGACCACUGACACUUAUUCUUGGUCCAAAUGGCACUGGAAAAACAACAAUUAUCGAAGCACUGAAAUAUGUCACUUGCGGCGAAUUUCCUCCCAAUUCAGAGCGUGGAAAAUUCUUUAUACACGACCCGGCUUUGACAAUGACAUCCUCGGUCCGAGCUGUUAUAAAGGCCGAAAUAGUGGAUAGAAAAGGAAAUAUAAUUACAAUAUGCAGAACACUAGAAUGCUCUAGAAUAACUGGGACACAAAAAUUAAAGACCCUUGAUAAUACAUUGAGUAGACUGAACAAGGGUACAGACAAGGUCGUAUCGAUCACCAACAGAUGCGUUAAUGUCGAUACAGAACUUUCAUUAAUAAUGGGUGUGUCCAAACCAAUUUUGGAUUACGUUAUAUUUUGCCACCAGGAAGAUCUGAGUUGGCCAUUUAACGAGGGCAAAAAAUUAAAAGAAAAAUUUGAUGAAAUCUUUGACAGCACAAAUUACAAUAAAGCAAUUGAAAGUAUCAUAAAACUGAUGAAAGAAUAUACUACAAAGUUGAAAUUAUUACAAGAAGAACAAAAUUCAUGUCGUAUAAUCGUUUCUCAAGUAGAAGACAAAGAAAAAACAUUGAGAGAUCAGAGAAGACGAUUGAAGACUGCAAUAGAAAAAGUAGAGGAAAUUAAAAAUGAAUUGGAACCUUUAGUUCGGAGAAUUAAAAAUUCUGAAAAAGUGGCUACUAACUAUAAAGAGUUACAAAUUCGAGAAAAAAGCAAGAAAACAGAGUAUAAUUUAUGUAAACAGCACAUAGACAGAUUAGAAGAAAAUAUAGAAGAAGAGUUUGAUGGUUCGAUGACAGAAUUAUUUGCUGAGAUAGAAACGUUUGAUGAAAAAUUAAAAGGAAAAGUUGAUACCAUAAAAGAGUUUCAAACAAGAGUAAAAGAAAUUACUGAAGAGGAGACCAAGAUAUCAAAUUUAUUAGCCAGAGAAAAUGUCACCAGUGGUUCUUUAAAACAACAAGUUAAAGAUCAGGAAAGAAAAGUUACUAAUCGCAAUAAAAUAUUAAAUGAAGCAUUAAUGGCAUGGCAACUGGAUACUAUAGAUUCUAGUGUUUCGGAAAUAGAAGUUCUAGCUUUAACCAAAAGAUUACGAGAGAAAUUCCAAGAGUUAGAACACAUUGGAGAGGACAAUAGGGCAAGAAGAGCAGGAGAGGAAAAAGAAUUACAAAAACAAGUGGACAUACUGCGCAAUGAAUAUUCGAAAAGUGAAUCCGAAAAAAAUAUGAAAGAAAGUGAAGUAGUUGCUACGAGAGAUGAAAUUCAUAAAAUAAAAUUGGAGAAAAUACGGCUUGGAGAUGCUGCUAAUAACUUAAACACCAUAGAAUCCAAAAUGCAAACGGUAAAAACUAAAAUUGAACAUUUGAAUGAAACAUUGAAUGUAAAUACAGCGAAGGAGGAAGUUACUGGUAAAAUAAAAUUAAGAGAUGAAACCGAAGCGAAGUUGAACGCUGUCGACGAGGAAAUAACUUCAUUAUUAAAACAAAGUUCGUUACAAGCCGAACUGGAAUUGCAUAAUAAUUCAUUAGUAUCGAAGGAAAAGGAAUUACAGAAGUUAAAAGAUAAAUAUGAAGAAAUUAUAAAAAACUUAGUGGAUGUCAAAGAACUGACACAAAUUAAAUUAAAAAAUAAAGUAGAUACAACUCAAAGAGAAUUGACAAGCCAAAUAGAAUCUAUUAAUCACCAAAUUCAAAUGGAAGAAAUUCGAUCUAAUACAUUACAAACAACAAUAUCGCAUGUUGAGAGUGAGCUUCAUAAAAAAAGGAAGGAAAUAGAAUCUGACAAAGCACAAGUUUCUUUGUUUUGUAAAUAUCAAGAUUUUGAUGAGUCUGUGUUAUUGCAAUCCAGAAAAUUAAAAGAUUUACAAGAUAAAAGAGGUUUAUAUGCUCAUCAAGGAGUUGCUUAUAAGGAUUAUAUAAAACAAUUGAAGGAAACAAGUCCUUCUUGCCCUUUAUGUCACA
Megalopta genalis is the source of this 2234-nucleotide messenger RNA. The record is from RefSeq and is a predicted model, not a curated record. Lineage: Eukaryota; Metazoa; Arthropoda; Insecta; Hymenoptera; Halictidae.